AUUUAAGUUUUUUGUAGCACGUCUACAGUCAGAGUCCUGCAGCUCGGUGGCAGAUGUGUGCAGAGGUUUGGAGGUGUGGGUCAUGGGAAGGUGCACCGUUGAUGCCCCUCCUCUGUGAUGCUGCAGCAGUCUGUGGUCAGCCGCUGCAGUCCGGCGUGUCGGAGCAGCCGACAAGCUUCUUCCACUCUGCAACAAGAAGUGACUUUAACAAGCCGUCAAGUGUCUCCGGAUUUCCUGCUGCGGCUGUUUGUGUUGGGAAAACGUUAAAAAAAGAGACAGAAAACAGAUAGAAGACGGUGCCACAGAACAGACACAAGACUUUGGGGGUUAAACGGUGCCAGUGCUCGCGCUGUUUGGUGCUCGCUCGCGCUGUUUGGUUGGCAAAGUCGCGCGUGUGACCGCUGCAGGACGAUGAGACUUGAAACAGUUUGGAAACUUCUUCCGUGCCUUGUGUUGUUACUUCCUCUCGCAAUGCACGCUCAAGCAGUUCUCCCUCCGGAGUGUGCGCCGGGCGGCCACUCGGUCCUCGACAACCCCUACCGCAGCACCACCUUCAGCUCCAGCUGGCUGCAGCAGUCGUCCCUGCAGGACUUCAUCUGUGAUCACUCCCUCACUCCGGGCUGGUACCAGUUUCAGAUUUUUGACAAGCCGGCCAGCAUGCCCACCCAGUGUGUGGAGGUGAACCACUGCGGGACCCAGGCCCCGGUGUGGCUGUCUCUGGGUGAGGGUGAGUCCCUGCCAGGUCCGCUGGAGGUCAGGCAGCUGACGGCCUGCGCUGCCUGGCAGUUCUUCCCGAGCAGCAGCAAGGACUGCUGUCUGUUCCGCAUCCCGGUCACCGUCCGCAACUGUGGAGAUUUCUACGUUUACCUGCUGCAGCCUACGCAGGGAUGCAUGGGAUACUGCGCUCAGGGCAAGUCAGAGCAUGAGAUGUUGGACACUUUACCCACAACGUCACUGACCUGCGGCCCUAAUGAGGUGAACGUCGGAGGAACAUGUAAAACCAAGCAGCCUCCCACUCCAUCUGCACCAGAGAUUGUCUCAGAGGUGAUGGGGAACUCCGUCUACCUGAAGUGCAGCUUUGAGAGCAGCUCCAACAGCUCCCUGGGCUUCGUAGUGGCCUGGUCCCGCCUCUCACCUCAGGGCAGGAACGAAGAGCUCAAACAGGAGACCACCAUCCAGACCUCCGCCUUCAUCGAGCUGGACGGCUUUAACCUCCGGCUGGGGGACAAGAUUUACUGCUCCACCUCCAGUUUCUUCUUGGACUCGCCCGACAUCCGCAGUCCUUCAGUGGAAAGUCAGGAGUUCUUCGCUGGGAUCAGGCUAAGACCGGAGGUGAGCAGUGUCUCUGAGGAUGGGAAGCUGUAUGAGUUGGUGGUUGAGAGCACAGUUCCCAUCCCAUGUCUGGAAGAGUCCUCUUCCUCUACAGAGCAGUGCACUGUGUCCCUGCAGCUCAGCACAAGCAGUCAAGAUGAGGUUUUGUUGGGUGCAGAUCUGUCUCUGUCCUCUUGUGUGGUGCAUCUGUCCCGGGGUCCCUGCAGGGACGGGAUCUGUGGCCGGGCUGCGGUCCACUUCAGCCCUGUCACUGACUUUGUCAAAGAUGGCAACAGGACAACUCAGAUCUCUAUCAAACCCAUCGUGACACAGAAUUUCCUCUGGAACGGAUACUCACCAGAACCUGCUGAGAUAAAGGUGAAGGAUGUCCCCUCAGCCUACUGCUACUCCUUCACUGAUCCUCACAUGAUCACAUUUGACGGCAGGCACUAUGAAAACUACCAAAUAGGAACCUUUGUUCUCUAUAAGAGCAGCCUCUGGCCAUUUGAAGUCCACGUCCGUCAGUGGGAGUGCGGCAGUUUGGUGCACGCCGCCUCGUGUGUGUGCGGCUUUGUAGCGAGGGACGGAGGCGAUGUAAUCGCUUUUGACAUGUGCAGCGGGGAAAUGGGUGAAACCAAGCCACACCUGUCUGUGAAGAACAGAGACUUGAGCAAGAGUGGCAUCCGCAUCACCGAGUCCUAUCAGGGACGCAAAGUCACUAUGACCUUCUCAUCAGGAGCUUUUGUUCGUGCCGAUGUGUCCAACUGGGGAAUGAGUCUGACGUUGAGAGCCCCCAGUUCAGACCGGAGCCACACUGAAGGCCUGUGUGGGACCUAUGACGGACAGUCAGAGAAUGACUUCCACGCAGCAGGGGGCGCCACACUGGAGCAUCUGCACGCUUUUAUUUCUGAAUGGAGGCUCCCUCCAGGCACCAGUCUGUUUGAUGCUGUGCCUUCCUCUCUGAGUACACUGAACCCCCGCAAGUUCUGUAACUGUCAGGCAGAACCCCGCCUCACAUCUCCACAAAGUCGCUCUCAAGCAGUCACCUCGUCUGACUCCGCCUGCUCUCACUAUGGCAACGUGCAACUCCCCAGUGUCAUCCCCACUCUGGACGUCACGGCGGAGUACAUCGGCUCGGUAGAACUACUCAGAGGUGAGGGGAAUCGAAGACAGUCUCUGCCUCCGGGCCUCUUUAGCCAACACACCCAGGAUGCUCAGCCACAUGAAAGAGGCUUCAGCUCGUCCUCGAGAGCCUCCAGGGAUGGAGCAGCCCAGCAGCAGCAGCAGCGUAGGGGCAGGAGGCAGUCCCACCGUUACAUAUCUAACUCCCCACACCAAAGCCUCAGCCAGUCUGACUUGGAAGGCUUCACUUAUUUCUUCCCAGAGGACCAUGAACUAGCAGUUCAUUUAGACUCUUCCCCAAUAUGGCCGACACCUUCUGGCCUGACGGAGCAGCAGGCCAGAGCUCAGUGCCAUCAGGCUGUGGCAAACUCCAGCAUAGCUUUAGGUUGCAGGCGUCUUCUAGAAGAAACGAUAGUUAGUCGUGCAGCCGCCAUGUGUGUUACCGACCUACAGCUGAAGGAUGACCAGUCAUGGCUGAAUGCAACGUUACCGCUGCUGGAGAACGAGUGUGAGAGGAGGCUGGUGGAGGAGAGGAAGAGAGAAGAAGAAUACAUGGAUGUUCUGGCCAUCCUCAAGUGUCCUAAUCUGUGCAACGGGAACGGCCAGUGCUCGGAGUGGGGUUGUGUCUGCUUCCCGGGAUUUGGGUCUUCUGACUGCAGUGUGCUGUCUGACCAGAUCCCAGAGAUUACUGAGUUGGAGAAGGAGGGUCUGUGUGACGUCCGACAGGGAGAUUGCUCCACCAUCCAAGUCUACGGUCAAGGCUUUAAGGACUCCUACGAGCUCAAGUGUGAGUUUGUUAAAGAAAAGUUUGUGGAUGGGGAGUGGGUUCUGGAUGAGCCCCAGUUUGUUCUGGCCACCUUUCUGGAUGUGACGGCUCUGGAGUGCCAGCUGCCUCUGGAGAGCAGCCAGGCUCCUGGAGACGUGGACCUGGAAACAGUGACAAACAGACCGCUGGCCCGCUGGCAGAUCAAAGUGUCCAAUGAUGGCUACAGCUACAGUAACGCCAAGAUACUGACUCUGUAUGAUGGAGCUUGCCAGAUCUGCAGCCUCAACACCGAAGUCCUCUGCACCCUGAGGGAGAAAACCUGCAACAUUGACGGCCUUUGUUACAGUGAGGGGGAGUCCAAUCCCAGCAUCCCUUGCCUCACAUGCCGCCCUGACUCCUCCAAACACACAUGGUCCAUAGCAGAGAAGAAUGAGCCUCCGGUGCUGCAGUCGUUGCCGUUUCAUCUCCGAUCCUUUCAGGGAGAGAUUUUCAUCUACCAGCUACAAGCCCGGGACCCCGAGGGCUCGGCGGUGCUCUUCACUCUGGUAUCGGGUCCUGAAGGUGCAUCUCUGUCUCCGGCUGGUCUGCUGAUCUGGAAGACCACAGCUGAAACCACUGACACACACACGUUCCAGUUUAUUGUAACGGACGACUGUAACGCUGAGACCAGAGCCUCUGUACAGGUGUCUGUGCACUCCUGUGAUUGUCUGAAUGGCGCUUCUUGUGUAACCAACACCAACCUCCCUGCUGGCAGCGGGGAAUACAUUUGCGUGUGUCUGGAUGGAUUUAAAGGAGAAAGGUGUGAGGUGGACAUCGAUGACUGUAAACCCAACCCCUGCAGACUGGGCCGCUGUAUCGAUGGGCCCAACUCCUUCUCCUGUAUCUGCCCACCUGGAAUGACAGGCCAUACAUGUAGAGAAGAUAUAGAUGAGUGCGUCUCUCAGCCUUGUUUCCCUGGAGUGGGCUGUAACAACACUCUGGGCUCUUUCAUCUGUGGAGUCUGUCCUCAAGGAUACAGCGGUGAUGGGAAAGACUGCACUCGUAACCAAGAUUCUCCAAUCAAAGCGGUGACCACACCGGAGCGAGUGCCGCAGGUUUCACUGAGGCCCAAACCGUCCAGCCAGUCGCCGUGCGCUAGAAGGCCGUGUUACCCGGGCGUUCAGUGUUUUGAGAGCACACAUGUGUCCGCAGGCUUUGUCUGUGGACCUUGUCCUCCCGGUCUCCAUGGAAACGGAUGGAUUUGCACAGCAACAGGUCAGGGGACAGUCGCCACUGGAGCAGACGGGCAUAUUCAUAUCACCAAAUUAGAUUCCAGCAAGGAAACGAUUCCCACCUCCUCCUCUUCCUCCUCUUCUUCAUCGUCUCCCAACUCACCCAGACGACUCCCUGAGAGGAGGACAAGACCGGAAGCCGCCACCAACACUACUAUCAGGAGAGUUCAUUCCACUGUAAGAAAGACCCCCCAGAAUCAAACCGCAACCAGAGUCUUCACCCCGACCUUCCACCGAGGUCAGCCCAGUGAGGUGGAGCUGACCCCCGGCCUCAACACCGGGGUCAAAUGGGGGUUACCGUCUCACCAAGUGACCUGUGCUGACUCUCCUUGCUUCCCCGGUGUCCCCUGUGAGCCCACCGUCACCGGAUCCUUCAGGUGUGGACGCUGCCCGUACGGUUACACUGGAGACGGAGUCACAUGUAAAGCUGUGUGCAGGUAUCAGUGUGGGAGGAACAUGGAGUGCACUCUGCCCAACACCUGCACCUGCAAGGAAGGCUACACCGGAUACAACUGUCACAUAGCUGUGUGUCGACCUGACUGCAAGAACCAGGGAAAAUGUGUGAAACCUAAUGUGUGUGAAUGUCCUGCAGGCUACAGUGGGCCCACCUGUGAGGAAGCGAGCUGCGAACCGCCUUGUCAGCAUGGAGGCACCUGUCUGGCCAGAAACCUGUGUACCUGCCCCUAUGGAUACGUUGGACCCAGAUGUGAAAUCAUGGUGUGUAACAGGCACUGUGAAAACGGAGGCGAGUGUGUUUCUCCUGAUGUCUGCAAAUGCAAACCUGGCUGGUACGGACCGACAUGCAACUCAGCUCUUUGUAACCCUGUGUGUCUGAAUGGAGGAACAUGCAUAAAGCCCAACAUCUGUGCUUGUCCCAGUGGCUUCUAUGGCUCUCAGUGUCAAAUAGCUGUUUGCAGUCCUCCUUGUAAGAAUGGAGGUCAGUGCAUGAGAAACAAUGUGUGUUCCUGCCCUGAAGGCUACACAGGAAAGAGGUGUCAAAAGAGUGUGUGUGAGCCAAUGUGCAUGAACAAAGGCAAGUGUGUGGGACCCAACACCUGCUCCUGUGCGUCAGGAUGGAGAGGGAAGAGGUGUAACAUACCCGUCUGUCUGCAAAAGUGUAAAAAUGGCGGCGAGUGUGUGGGACCGAACACCUGUCACUGUCCCAUCGGGUGGGAAGGUCUCCAGUGUCAAAUACCGGUCUGUAAACAACGAUGCCUGAAUGGAGGACGAUGUGUGCUUCCUGACUACUGCCACUGUCGGAAAGGCUACAAGGGCCUCACCUGUGCAAUAAAGGCACCACAAGUGUGAUGAAAAAGAAAUGGAAAGUGGGAUGAAAGAGACUACGAAAUGCACAAAGCAAGAAGAGAGCACCAUAAAUUGUUGCGCGUAUGACUGUGAGUGUGUGUGUGCGCGUGUGUGUGUCAGUGGAUAAUGGAUAUUGGCAUGUGCUUGAAUGUGUGGCACGCUUGAACGCUAACGGAGGGACUUGAUGUAUUGCACUUGUCUUUUUGUCCCUGUAUAUCACUACCUCAAGGCUCAAGGUAACACAUCUGUUAAAUGCAUCGGCAGUGCUUACGGACGUUUUAUACAGAGUGUUACUGCACAGUAUUAUGUACAAGAAGUAAAUGACAAAUCUGUCUCAAUGAAAUUCAUAAGCUGUAGGUUAUUACCAGCACGCUGUAAGUGUUUUUCACAAUUUAACCAAAAUUAUAGCUUUUACAAAACUGAUGUGCACUGUUUGUUUCUUACUUAUGAGAAAAAUACAAAUAAGUCUGCUUUAUGAAUUAUGCCUAACGUAGAUGAUACACAUCAGUAACUUGUUUUAGACUGAAGAUGUUGCGAUUUACAAAAAUUGCAUUUGUUUAUUUUUCUCAGUUGCUUUCAUUAAUAUAUUGUUUGAUCAGGCCUGUUUUAGUUUUUGACUGUUAUCCAUUUACACUGAUGUCAAACAUGUCAAUCAAAGUAAUGUCCACUAAUGUUGGAGUUACAUCUUCUUCUGUUUCCUUAAAAAAAUCUCCAUCAACACCAGAUUACACUUUGGUACAAGUAAAAUGUGUCUAAAUAAAGAAAAUAUACUAUUUC
Molecule: messenger RNA, 6552 nt
Organism: Thunnus maccoyii (southern bluefin tuna)
Lineage: Eukaryota; Metazoa; Chordata; Actinopteri; Scombriformes; Scombridae
Gene: vwde
Product: von Willebrand factor D and EGF domains-like
Exons: 31
Coding region: 412-5778 (1788 amino acids)
Biological process (GO): anatomical structure development
Cellular component (GO): extracellular region; cell surface
Molecular function (GO): calcium ion binding; signaling receptor binding
Source: RefSeq, a predicted model, not a curated record